AUGUUUCAUACCUCUGAGUCUGAUCUAUUCUUUUAUCUAUGUAUUCCCCUCUCCAUUCUGUUGGUGUUCUUAAUACUUUUCAAAUGGCUUUCAUCUGUUCCAGAAAGCCACAAAAACAGACCACCAUCCCCCCUAAAGCUUCCAGUUAUUGGAAAUCUUCACCAAUUAGGCUCAAGCCCACACAGCUAUCUCCAUGACUUGGCAAAAAAACAUGGUCCACUCAUGUUGAUUCACCUUGGUAGUGUACCUGUUGUUGUAGCCUCCACACCUGAAACAGCCCAAGAAAUCUUGAAAACUCAUGAUUUAGAGUUUUGUUACAGACCCAAAUCGAGUAUAUCCCAUGCACUUAGUUUUGGCUCUAAGGACAUAGCAUUUUCCCCUUAUGGAGAAUAUUGGAGGCAAAUCAAGAGCAUAUCCAUGCUCCAGCUUCUAAGUACUCAACGGGUUCGGUCAUUUCGACAAGUGAGGGAAGAGGAGACUAGAGUUAUGAUUGACAUGAUUACAAAAAGCCAUGGUUCUUUGGUUGAUUUUAAGGAGUUGCUAACUUCACUUACAAGCAACGUAGUUUGUAGGGUGACCCUCGGGAAGACAUAUCAAGGGUUAAAGUUCAAACACUUGUUGACAAGGGUCACAUAUCUGCUUGGCGUUUUCAGUGCUGGGAGUUACAUUCCAUGGCUGUCAUGGGUGGGUCGGUUGUGGGGUUUAGAACGUGCAGCCAUUGAACUUGCUCCAGAAGUUGACGCCUUCCUCGAGGGAGUUCUUGAAGAACAUAUAAACAAGAGGAGCAGAGCAGAUGUUGAUGAUGAAACUGACAAACCCCAAGAUUUUCUCGACAUCUUACUCGAUCCCAUCAUAUCCCUUCACAGAGAUACUGUUAAAGCUAUAAUCCUGAACGUCUUCGCUGCUGGAAUCGAAUCUACAGCCGCAAGCAUCGAAUGGGCCUUGAGUGAGCUACUAAGACACCCACAAGCGAUGAGAAAGCUGCAGCUAGAAGUAAGCGAAGUAGCACAAGGAAGAUCCACGAUCAGCGAAGAGGAUGUAGAGAAAAUGCCCUACCUGAAAGCCGUGAUCAAAGAGGCACUGAGGUUACAUCCUCCAGCCCCGCUACUGAUUACUCGAGAAGCAAUAAAAGAUGUCAAGUUAAUGGGGUAUGACAUUGCAGCAGGUACACAAGUGCUCGUCAAUGCCUUUGCAAUAGCAAGAGAUCCUUCACUAUGGGAUGAACCAGACAAGUUUAAGCCAGAGAGGUUUCUAAGCAAUGCCAUUGACUAUAAAAGGCAUCACUUCGAGUAUCUUCCAUUUGGUGCAGGCCGAAGAAUGUGUCCUGGCACUCAAUUCUCUAUAGCUAUCGAUCAGAUCGUUAUAGCGAAUUUAGUGUACAAAUUUGAUUUGGCAUUGCCUGAUGAUGAAGAACUGGACAUGAGUGAGAAUAUGGGUCUUGUUGUCCAUAAGAUGGCUCCUUUAAUGGCCAUGGCGAUUCCCCAUUUCUAG
Cynara cardunculus var. scolymus (artichoke) is the source of this 1491-nucleotide messenger RNA. Its product is annotated as cytochrome P450 71A6-like. The transcript has 2 exons. The coding region runs from base 1 to 1491 and encodes 496 amino acids. Lineage: Eukaryota; Viridiplantae; Streptophyta; Magnoliopsida; Asterales; Asteraceae. Gene Ontology annotation, molecular function: iron ion binding; heme binding; oxidoreductase activity, acting on paired donors, with incorporation or reduction of molecular oxygen. The record is from RefSeq and is a predicted model, not a curated record.